AUGCCCCUUAUCCUCAGCUCCAGUGAUGCGCUCCCAUACAUUGAUGCGGCGCCAUCAGUAGAUGCGCUCGCAGCUGCCAAUGCCUUGAUAGAGGCUGAACUGGACCCCGAACACAUGAACACUUCACACCCGUCUAUCCCAGCUAUGCGCGAGUCGAAAUACUCGGAUCUGAUCGAGGCAGAGCAUGCGCGCAUUGCAGCAGGCCAACCCAAAAGCGGUGGAUUGGAUCUGAGUCGAUACGAGCUGUUGGAUGCGCCAGCUAAAGGAGACCUCGAAGCGUGGAAAGUCGCAUUGCAAAAAGCGUACGCGAGCGCGGAAUACUUGCGAGGGAGGGAGAUCAACCUCAGCUUGUUGGAGACGUAUGGCAAGAAUGCGUGGUUGAUCGGCAACAGUGCAUUGGAAGACGAGUUGAGGGCUUUGGAGAAAGAGGUGGAGGCUGCGAAAAUCGAAGGAGAGCAGAUCCAGCAGUCGAGGCGCACUGUGCAGGCCAACGCCGCAGGAGAGAUGCAAGGUCUGGAAGAAGGCUGGAAGACUGGUGUCGGACGAAUGGUCGAGACACAGGCGGCGGGUGAGAGAUUGAGGAUGGAGAUCUUGGAGCGCAAGAGGCAAGGCGCAUCAUGA
Messenger RNA from Zymoseptoria tritici IPO323, 621 nucleotides. RefSeq lists its product as uncharacterized. The coding region runs from base 1 to 621 and encodes 206 amino acids. Gene Ontology annotation, biological process: mRNA processing. The transcript has a single exon. The record is from RefSeq and is a predicted model, not a curated record. NCBI's taxonomy places the organism in Eukaryota, Fungi, Ascomycota, Dothideomycetes, Mycosphaerellales, Mycosphaerellaceae. Gene Ontology annotation, cellular component: precatalytic spliceosome; Prp19 complex; catalytic step 2 spliceosome.